GCCGGGCCGGCCGGCUGGGGAGUGCGGGUUUAUUCUGCGCGCGCUGCCAGCCGAGGCUCCUGCCGCCGUGACCCGCGCUCCGCCCGCCGCCGGGCUGGGACCCUGAUAGCUAAUGUCAGAAGAAAGUGACUCACUGAGAACCAGCCCCUCUGUGGCCUCACUCUCCGAAAAUGAGCUGCCGCUUCCUCCGCCUGAACCUCCCGCCUAUGUGUGCUCCCUGACAGAAGACUUGGUCACCAAAGCCAGGGAAGAGCUUCAGGAGAAGCCAGAGUGGCGACUCCGGGAUGUGCAGGCCCUUCGAGAUAUGGUGCGGAAGGAGUACCCGCAUCUGAGCACAUCACUGGAUGACGCCUUCCUGUUACGCUUCCUGCGGGCCCGAAAGUUUGAUUAUGACCGGGCCCUGCAGCUGCUGGUCAACUACCAUGGCUGCAGGCGGAGCUGGCCAGAGGUCUUCAGCAACCUGAGACCCUCAGCCCUGAAAGACGUUCUCAGCUCCGGAUUCCUCACAGUGCUACCCCACACGGACCCCAGGGGCUGCCAUGUCCUCUGCAUCCGACCAGACAGAUGGAUACCAAGCAACUACCCAAUAACUGAGAACAUCCGAGCCAUUUACUUGACAUUAGAAAAACUCAUUCAGUCUGAGGAGACCCAGGUGAAUGGGAUUGUAAUUCUCGCUGACUACAAAGGAGUGAGCUUAUCCAAAGCAUCUCAUUUUGGUCCGUUUAUAGCCAAAAAGGUGAUUGGCAUCCUUCAGGAUGGCUUCCCCAUUCGGAUAAAAGCAGUCCAUAUAGUGAACGAACCUCGGAUAUUUAAAGGCAUUUUUGCCAUCAUAAAACCAUUUCUGAAGGAAAAAAUAGCAAACAGGUUCUUCCUCCACGGUUCUGACCUGAACUCUCUCCACACAAACCUUCCAAGGAGUAUCCUCCCCAAGGAGUAUGGGGGCACAGCUGGUGAGCUGGACACUGCCACCUGGAAUUCGGUGCUGUUGGCCUCGGAGGAUGAUUUUGUAAAAGAGUUCUGCCAGCCUGUGCCUGCCUGCGACAGUCUCCUGGGCCAGCCCCUGCUACCUGAAGGGCUGAUCUCAGAUGCGCAGUGUGAUGACGCCAUGCGAGCCAUGAAGUCCCAGCUCUACUCCUGCUAUUAGCACUCUACUGGGAGAGCCACCCUGGAUAACUCCUUCCUUCCUUAGGAAUGCACAAGGCUUAAGGUGCCGAGGCCUCAGUCUUGCACCAUCAUUAUGCAGCAGCAUGGAGCUGCGCUUAGAGACUCCAGGGCAAGCCCAUCACAGGCAGGCCUUUGACUACCUGGAUAAUUCCAGGGAAGACACAGAAAUUUCCCUGGUGAUUCCCAAAUAUUUGGACUCUUAAGUUUGCAACUCCUAGUCCGGAAGCUUUAUCUGUUCCAUAUGCAUCCUGGAAGCAACAGGGGUCAAAGUCACUCUGAAGUGACCAGAAGACAACCUGAUUGAUCAUGACUCUGAAGCAACUACCAGUAAUGAAAGGUGGCCACAUGUGAGACUUUUGAGUCUCCUUCCCAUAAACUCUAGGUGUUGACUUCUGUUGCUCAUCAGCAAAAUUCAAGGUUCAGGCCUCAGUUGUUACUGCUGGGUCUGGAAAACACUGUUAACUGAGCAGCAGAAAUACCAGGACACAGGCAGCACCUAACGAUCAAAUUUGGAAGCCAAAGGCUUCAGAGCAUCCCUGGGAUUCCAAGGUUGAAUCUUGCAAAAGAAUCUUCCCAGACCCAUAAAGCCUUAGCUCUGGUUCUCUGUGGAAUCACACAGGUCAACAUAAAAUACUGGGUUCUAGUACUGCGUGGCUGAAAGCAUUUGGACUAGGAGUCAAUUGUGUGACUGGGUAGGACAUGGAACUCAGCUUGUCAUUUCUGAAGUGAGGCUAGGUGGCAUGGGGACCUUUGGGGAUGCUGAAGAUGUUAGGUUUUCUGCUUGGAAAGAUGACCACCUAGAGGUGAUUGAGUCUUGUUUCUUUGUGAUAUGCAUGCAAGCCUCAUGUAAAGGAGUGUCACCAUUUGGCCCUGCCUUUAAAGAAACUAGUAUGAUCCUGGGACUUGGUGGUAACCAACUGCCUUUGUAGCACAAUGGGUAAACUUGAAAGGUAUGGCUUUUGUGAGGCUGGCCAAGUCUUGUACCCAGAUCUUAUAUAAAAUCUUUCUACCCUGGAGACACUAGCAGCAUAUUAGAAACAGCCACAGUAAUCGCCAGUUUGGGGCUUCUUCAGUUUUUGUCCCUGGGAACACACAGGGGCAGGUUAUUGCUGGUUCACCUGAGAGGCCCUGCCCUCCCAGACACGCUAGAGUGUUUGUCUAGUGUGGGAGGACCAGCUGGCCAGAAUGUGAGUUCUGUGUUUGGGCACUUUAGACACCUGUCAAGAUUUCAGCCUUAACCCAAGCAUCGAGUAAGGUAUUUAUCUCCUGGUUUUUGACCUGCUUCCUUUGGUAUUCAUUGUGUAUUAUGGUGUUAAGUAGUGUCCGGAACUGUUGUUUGUGCACUUAAUAGACUAAGCAGGCAUUGCACACAGCUUAUAGACAGUGCUUUGAGAUUCAAAGGUCAGUCGGUUGUCACUAAGCUGUUCUACCCUUACAGCAGUUCCCAACACGUCCACAGAAGCCCUUUAUGGAAACUUACCUCAAUAAUGCCAAUUCUGGGGACAUUGUUUUCACCAUAGAUGCUAAUCCUUGAUCUUCACCAUAGAUGCUAAUCCUUGAUCUUCUAGGCCCUGGCCGAGCUCAAGUGCCAAAACACACCACUCUUGACUAUCCAUGGAGACUAUUUGCAGCUGAGUUUCUGCUAUUUGAUUUAGCUCCUGCAGGUUUUCUGCCUAAAGAGACAGCCACCCAGACACCUGAAACCCUGAAAAGACCCAUGAUGGCUCCAACCCCAACCACCUGGAUGGGAGCAUCUAUGAGAAGCUUUCUUAGGUCCUAGGUGGGUAGAGAGCAAAAGGAAAAAAACAGACCAAGGUAAAGAUGAAUCCCUUAGCCCUACCAGGCUGACUGGUUUAAAGCCUGUCACAUGACUAGCUAGUUCUUUGUCUAUUUUUGACUUAACAAAGGGACAGUCAGGCUUAUGGGGGAGAAAUCUCAGAGCAGAAAUGCUGCCUGCUUGCCAGGCCUUUCUGGUUAGGCCAAGAGCGAGCCAUUCCAUAAAGUCUCUCAGGAGACUAUCUGCUGUCUGCCCCAGCUAC
Messenger RNA from Acomys russatus (golden spiny mouse), 3203 nucleotides. RefSeq names its product alpha tocopherol transfer protein like (gene Ttpal). Lineage: Eukaryota; Metazoa; Chordata; Mammalia; Rodentia; Muridae. Bases 113 to 1144 code for a protein of 343 amino acids. The record is from RefSeq and is a predicted model, not a curated record. Gene Ontology annotation, cellular component: membrane. Gene Ontology annotation, molecular function: phosphatidylinositol bisphosphate binding. The transcript has 5 exons.